This is a messenger RNA of Acipenser ruthenus (sterlet), 2835 nucleotides long. RefSeq names its product L-asparaginase-like. Lineage: Eukaryota; Metazoa; Chordata; Actinopteri; Acipenseriformes; Acipenseridae. Gene Ontology annotation, molecular function: protein binding; voltage-gated potassium channel activity. Gene Ontology annotation, biological process: potassium ion transport. The record is from RefSeq and is a predicted model, not a curated record. The coding region runs from base 1913 to 2734 and encodes 273 amino acids. The transcript is spliced from 7 exons.
UGUUUUGCAUUUCCAUGAGCUAAAUAGGGCUCAAAUGUGCAGUUUUGAAAGAAACACGUGUUAUAGCUCGUGUAUUUGAAUUUGUAAACAUAUCUGGUGGUCCUGCAGGUUAAAGGAAGCUCUCAGUGUCUAUGCUUUAGUCUUGGAUUAUGUGUUUGCACUUACUCUUCCUGGGUCACCUCAGCAUGUCUUCUGCGUCAUGUUCCUGGCUGAUAGGGAGAGCAGCUGGUUUGUUAAUGACAGGAAUGAAGCUGUUGAAAGUGGCAAAGUUACAGAAUACAGUGUAGAAAAGUCUAACUUGUAUAAAAUUAACAGAAACUCACUAAUUAUUGUAAUGCAGGUUAUAUUUCGUAAUGAAGGAAUAAUGUUAAAUCCAUGAUAACCCAUACCAUACCCUCACCACUCAAUGUAUCUAAACUAUCGGCUACGUUACGUGCUGGUUUUAGACAUCACGUGUUACAGGUACCUUUUGUUUUCUCCGAUUCCUAUCCAUCCUAAUCGAAUAGCCGAGGCCACAGCAGACCAAAACCGGUAUUUCCGCUUUUGUAUGUUUUUUGACUGUUGACCUCCCAUCGCACUGAUAAUGGCUGGCAGAAAAAGAAAUCAUUCCUUAUUUCGUUAUUUUAACGGCAAUGCCUACGUAAAGCUGGCAGUGAUCACGAGGAGAUCUGUCACUACACCGUCCAACCUCUCAUCCAGUCCAACGAUCUUAUUAAAUAAAACAUUUUAAAAAAUAAAUACAAUAAAAACCGAUCUUAUCCGUCUUGGUUGGCAUAUACUGUCCCUGAGGGUACAGUAGGUGUCGCAGUGAUAGUAAGUAACAGAUACUCGUGCGAGCUAUGAAUGAAACAAAACGUGUAAGUCAGCAGUAUUAGCAGCGCAAAUGAAGUGAAACUCAGCGCGUUGGCUUAUAUGUGGCAUCAACCUAUCCCUUCUCUAUGGCUAAUAAAAUAACCGUCAUUACUAAUUUUUUUGAAAGUACACAAGAAAGAUACAAUUUUCAUACCUUAUGGUACGAGUUCAGAAAAUCACACUUCACAAAGACCAAGAAAACAAUGGCAAGUACCGGUGUGUUACAAAACCAAUUUUUGUUAAGUAGCUUUUCCAAGCUGAUUAAAAAAAUAUUACCUGUAACACAUACAAUAUAAUGCGUAUUUGUGUUACUGUUAGUACCCCUGACUCAGGGAAAGCACACAGUAUGGUACCGUACUGUACUACUCGUGUGUACGAAACUUUGCUUUGCAAGCAAUGGUAGCGCAACGGACAGAACCCGGACACGACAGAUAGCAAAAAGUGCUAUGUGUGCAAAACUUAGCAAUGAGAUAGCUGAGUGUACUGGCGAUUAAAAUUGUCAAAUUCUGCAAUCCAAGUCAGGUUUACAACACAUGCAUUAAAGCGUUUCCUGUCUUAUCUGCAGAUUAUACUAUAUGUGUGCGGAUUAAAACAGUGCUUUUUCAGUUCAGUUUUUUCUUCUUGUGCUUCAGUGUAAAGCUGUGUAGCUCUGUGUUUGUUUGUCGGUAUGGGAUGGGAGUGGAAAUGUGCUCCGGACCUUGACCCAACCAAUACUUUUGGACCUUCACUAAAAUAAACGAGUACCCUUUUAGGGUAAUGAAUUGUGACUGCCGGUGUUUUCAGUGUUGCAAUAUAAAACAAAACAAACGGGGUAUCGGGUAUGUUACGAAGGAACCUUACUCGUUCUCCCUACUUUACUGCAUGCUCGUAAUUGCGUGCGCAGUCUUUACAGUGGAUUGCAGUCGCUGUGUUAAUUCAAACGCGUUCCGAACAUUCUCUAGAAAACGGCGUUUUUUGAGGAUUAUUUUUAAGAAACAAUUUUGCCGUUUGUGCCUGUCUGCACAUUGCCGUGUUCAUUAAGUAAUAGUAUUGCAUAAUAUAGCCUGCUUUUUAUGCUGAAAUGCCUUUUAAGUGGCCCAUUAACCCAGCGAAGAAAGCGCGACAGAGAAAAAAGAUCCAAGAAGACAACCUCCGCUUUUGGGGCGCGGUGGCCUCAUCGGUUCGCCUGGGGUGGUUAGGCCUCAUCGACAGAAAUAAGGAGAAGAAGGUUAUCCUACAGUCCUUGUUUCCUCUGCUGAUGUGCACUGCAGCUAUGGAAGGAGACAUUGAAGGACUGGAGGGGCACUUAAACCAGGGCGCUGAUGCCCAAAUGACUUCCAAUUAUGGGCGAACACCCCUUCAUGUGGCAGCGGGAGAGGGGGACCUGGACACAGUGAGGUUCCUUCUGAAGAAAGGUGCUGAUAUCAGCUAUAGGGACGAUUUCAGAGAACCUGCCCUCAAUGACGCCAUUCGCAGCAAGAAUUUAGAAGUGGUGGAGCACCUAGUCAGUGAGGGGGCUUAUCUGGAGAUCCUUCCCGGAGCGCUGGGGGGAGAGAUGUGCUGUCUUGCCUAUUUGAAUGAUACCAAACAAAUGGAGAUAUGGAUGGCAGCAGGGAAGCACCUCAACUAUGCUGAUUAUGACAAGAGGACUCCUCUUCAUGUGGCUGUCUGUACCAACCAGGCUGAAAUGGUUACCUUCUGUUUAAAUAAUGGAUCAGAUCCAGAGCUAAGAGACUUCCACAACAAUAGGCCCCUCGAGGAUGCCCGUCGGCUAGGUUUCAAAUACAUGGAGGAGCUGCUGCUGGCCGACCAGGCGAGGAGGCAGGCAGUGGCAGAGGAGGAGGAAAGGCUGAGAGAGCUGCAGGCAGAAAUUGAGAAGGAUGCGGAAGAGCUGUUACAGUGACAACACCCACUGCACUCUAUCAGCUACAGAACAGAUUAAAUAAAAGCAAACUUUUACGUUCAAAGCAUGGAAUGUUUUUUCUAUUCAGAAAAAGGUAUUUU